This is a messenger RNA of Hermetia illucens (black soldier fly), 771 nucleotides long. RefSeq lists its product as uncharacterized. Bases 116 to 559 code for a protein of 147 amino acids. The record is from RefSeq and is a predicted model, not a curated record. Lineage: Eukaryota; Metazoa; Arthropoda; Insecta; Diptera; Stratiomyidae. Gene Ontology annotation, molecular function: protein binding. The transcript has a single exon.
CACAGCAGUUAGCAGAUUCAUUUGUUGAAUAAUUGUCAUUCAAAAUUUUAGUUAAAACGUUUUUCUCAGUAAUUAAAAUAUCCCUAAGUGAAGACUUGCAACAUUAUUCAGAAUCAUGGACAAGUUUGAAGCGACUCCCCGACGAGAGCGGGAGUUACAAUUGGCGAACGUUAUCCGUCAAGUGAUGGAACGCAAUACGCAAAUCGAUAAGCUGAAAAUAAUGAUUCAGAAUAAGACAUUGAAGCAGUUGCAGUCUGAUGGCGCCCAGAAUCUAAUUUCACGAAAACGUCCUUCGCCCGAAGAUCGAUCCCCAGCGGCAAUCAUCUAUGCAGUUCACGAGCUCAUAAUGGAGUACUUCCAUUGGUUUGGGUAUCAAUAUUCGGCCGAAAUGUUUUCCUUGGAAUCGGGAUGUGAUCCUGCUUGCCCGGAACGUGCGUAUUUGGAGUCAAAGCUAGGGGAACAUGAUAAAGAUACACCUAUCCUAGUCGAGGAAGUUUUCAACUUGAUUCGAAAUAAAACUUCCAAGUCUAGUCCUGCGGCAGGAGAACCCAGUGCAUGAGCAGUCUUUGGAUUUUCGGAAUUUUAUGUAUAUUUUAAUAGACAUUUUAGGCAAUAGUGAUUUGGUUACUUGACUUCGUAAAAGCGUGACUGAAGCUGAGCUCGUAGCUCAACAGCCUCUCUAUUCAGGCUUGAAAAACAUACAUUUGUCUUUAAAGUACUAAGCCUGUUGGUAUGAUUACCGUUUUGGGCUAAUUAAAUUUUUCGUUUGAA